AUAAAUAUUGAAAAAUCACUAAAUUUCCCACAAAGCAAGCCGUCAACUUUUACCAAUCUUUCAACCCUGGGCUAACUUUCAAUUCACCAAACUUUGAACACCAAAUUUUCAAUUCACCAACCGUUGAACACCACACUUUCAACUUUCACCAACUAUAUAAACACCAAACUUUCAACUUUCACCAACUAUAUAAACACCAAACUUUCAACCAACCAUUCACCACCAAACUUUCAGAAAUCAUCCUCUAUAUAAACAUAUGUCCAAUAUUUGUUGAUCACACAACCUUUCAACCUUCAAUCAUCCUUUAUAUUCACCCAUUUUCAACUUUCAAAGAGUUUUUGUUUCCUAAAAAUCCUCAAUAUCUCAUCAAUGGGUGAUAGAAGAAGGCGUAGUAUGGCAAUGCAGAUGGCACAAUACCAAGCAAGGAUGGAGAUUGAGGAUGCAGAAUUGUUCAAUGCUGAAGUUGAACUAUUCAACUCGUUUAUGCAAUCUGAGCACAAUGGCGAAUCUAGCCAUCGUGGUUCUGUCACGGGACGUUCAUAUGUGCAGCGUGAUAGAGAAGAGUGUCAUGAUCGAAUGAUGAAAGAUUAUUUCAUCGAGCGUCCGAGAUUUCAUGCUCAUGAUUUUCGGAGGCGGUUUCGGAUGAGGAGAGAGCUUUUUGAAAGCAUCUUGAAUGCAGUUGUCAAUCAUGACCAAUACUUUGAACGGAGGGUAGAUGCCACCGGCCGACAAGGUCUAUCACCUCAUCAGAAGCUCACAUCUGCUUUUCGCAUGCUAGCUAAUGGAUGCUCUGCAGACUCAACUGACGAGUAUUGCCGCCUUGCAGAAAGUACUGCUAUUGAGAACCUGAAGCGCUUCUGUAAGGCAAUUGAAGGCAUAUAUGGAGCCACAUACCUCCGCAACCCAAAUCGUGCAGACUUGAAGAGGCUUCUACGCAAGGCAGAAAAAAGAGGCUUCCCUGGCAUGAUAGGAAGUCUCGAUUGUAUGCAUUGGGAGUGGAAGAAUUGUCCUACUGGUUGGGCUGGCCAAUUCAAGGGCCGUCAUGACAAGCCAACCAUCGUGCUCGAGGCUGUGGCGUCUUACGACACAUGGAUUUGGCAUGCUUUCUUCGGUGCUCCUGGAUCAAACAACGAUAUCAACGUUCUUUGGUCUUCUCCUUUAUUCGAUAAUGUUGUCAAUGGAUGGGCACCAGAAUUUCGGUACAAGGUAAAUGGUAAUAGGUAUGAGCUAGGUUACUACCUAACUGAUGGUAUUUAUCCUAGUUGGUCUACUUUUGUCAAAAGUUUUUCUCAUCCUGAUAGUGCAAAGAAGAAAUUAUAUUCGCAGAGGCAAGAGUCUUACAGGAAGGAUGUGGAGAGAGCGUUUGGGAUUCUACAAGCUCGAUGGGCCAUUGUUAGAGGGCCUGCACGAUUUUGGCAGUCCGAAGACCUCCAUUCAAUCAUGAUGACGUGCAUAAUUUUGCACAAUAUGAUUGUGGAAGAUGAGUACAUUGAAAUUGAAGAAGAUUCAGACGAAGAUGUGGAUGAUGACCAACCAACACAUGCAAGAGCUAUUGCAAGAGAUGUUGAAUAUCUCGCUCCAACCACAUAUGAGACCCGACAGGAUAGGGUCACCUUGAGUGAGUAUAUGAGACGUUUAAAUAGAAUUCAAGCUCCUCAAUGUCAUGACACACUCCGUAAAGAUUUGGUUGAGCAUGUAUGGCGCCGAGAGGAUUUGUUUGAACAAAUACAUAGAUUCUGA
This is a messenger RNA of Pyrus x bretschneideri (Chinese white pear), 1740 nucleotides long. RefSeq names its product protein ALP1-like. NCBI's taxonomy places the organism in Eukaryota, Viridiplantae, Streptophyta, Magnoliopsida, Rosales, Rosaceae. Bases 370 to 1740 code for a protein of 456 amino acids. The record is from RefSeq and is a predicted model, not a curated record. The transcript is spliced from 2 exons.